AGGAGGCGUGGCCAGCGCUGGGCAUGGCGGAGCCAGACCUAGAGUCGGAGCAGAUCCGUCUGAAGUGUAUUCGUAAGGAGGGCUUCUUCACGGUGCCUCCGGAACACAGGCUACCAAAUUUCCACACUGGCAACACCCUUCUUUUUCAGCUGGGACGAUGCCGGAGUGUGAAGGAGUUUGAGAAGCUGAACCGCAUUGGAGAGGGUACCUACGGCAUUGUGUAUCGGGCCCGGGACACCCAGACAGAUGAGAUUGUCGCGCUGAAGAAGGUACGGAUGGACAAGGAGAAGGAUGGCAUCCCCAUUAGCAGCCUGCGGGAGAUCACGCUGCUGCUCCGCCUGCGUCACCCCAACAUCGUGGAGCUGAAGGAGGUGGUUGUGGGGAACCACCUGGAGAGCAUCUUCCUGGUGAUGGGUUACUGUGAGCAGGACCUGGCCAGCCUCCUGGAGAAUAUGCCAACACCCUUCUCGGAGGCCCAAGUCAAGUGCAUCGUGCUGCAGGUGCUACGGGGCCUCCAGUAUCUGCACAGGAACUUUAUCAUCCACAGGGACCUGAAGGUUUCCAACUUGCUCAUGACUGACAAGGGCUGUGUGAAGACAGCGGAUUUCGGCUUGGCCCGGGCCUACGGUGUCCCAGUAAAGCCAAUGACCCCCAAGGUGGUCACUCUCUGGUACCGAGCCCCCGAACUGCUGUUGGGAACCACCACGCAGACCACCAGCAUUGACAUGUGGGCCGUAGGCUGCAUCCUGGCCGAGCUGCUGGCCCACAAGCCCCUGCUCCCUGGCACUUCCGAGAUCCACCAGAUCGACUUGAUCGUGCAGCUGCUGGGGACACCCAGUGAGAACAUCUGGCCGGGCUUUUCCAAGCUGCCGCUGGUCGGCCAGUACAGCCUCCGGAAGCAGCCCUACAACAACCUGAAGCACAAAUUCCCGUGGCUGUCGGAGGCCGGUCUGCGUCUGCUGCACUUCCUGUUCAUGUACGACCCCAAGAAAAGGGCAACGGCCGGGGACUGUCUGGAGAGCUCCUACUUCAAGGAGAAACCCCUACCCUGUGAGCCGGAGCUCAUGCCCACCUUUCCCCAUCACCGCAACAAGCGGGCCGCCGCGGCCACCUCUGAAGGCCAGAGCAAGCGCUGUAAACCCUGACGGUGGGCCUGGCAUAUGCCUGUAUUCCCACACCAUGUCUUCGGGCGGCGGUGUCUGUGAAGGGUGCUAGUAGGAGCUGACGAGGUGCCUGGGACCCAGCUCAUCCCCUUGACUUCCUCCACUGACUUCCUCCCACUGUGUGCCCUGAACCCACUACUGCCCCCAAACAGGCAGGGCAUGAAUGCAGGGUGACGGGGGGUGGGGGCUUCCAGCCCGUGCACCCUGGAAGGGUGGGUCUGGCGGCCCCACCUGUGGCCGCAGGGGUCCUGCUGUGUUGGAAACGUGGGACCACUGAGGGGUCUCCUGCGGUUCUCCUCGCUGUACUGGAAGCAUGGGACCACUGCUUCUUGGGAGGAGUGGCGGCUGCAGUCCCCCCGCUGUCGUCGAGUUGUGGUGGAUGCUGGCCUGGGAUCAGCGGGCCCAGAAGACCUUCGUAUCCCCCCUCAGUGGCCCAGGGCUGCCCCGUGCAUGGUUUGGCUGUGGUGACCCCAGGUGGACCUGGCAGGACUCCAGAUGAGGACAAGAGGGACAAGGUGUGGGGUGGGAGCCACAAUUGAGGAUGCCCCAAGACCACCAAGAGCCCUGGGCUGGGGGCUGAGCUAUAUCCCUGCUCCCCACGGAGGCCCCAACGGGGGCUCAUGGCUCAGAUGCGGAGCAAAACUAGGCUCUUGUUGGAUAAAAGCUUUCUUAACAGACAUGGUU
This is a messenger RNA of Piliocolobus tephrosceles (Ugandan red Colobus), 1847 nucleotides long. It is a transcript of the gene CDK10, whose product is annotated as cyclin dependent kinase 10. Gene Ontology annotation, molecular function: cyclin-dependent protein serine/threonine kinase activity; ATP binding. Lineage: Eukaryota; Metazoa; Chordata; Mammalia; Primates; Cercopithecidae. The transcript has 13 exons. The record is from RefSeq and is a predicted model, not a curated record. Gene Ontology annotation, cellular component: nucleus. Bases 24 to 1145 code for a protein of 373 amino acids. Gene Ontology annotation, biological process: protein phosphorylation; regulation of mitotic cell cycle.